Molecule: messenger RNA, 688 nt
Organism: Erigeron canadensis
Lineage: Eukaryota; Viridiplantae; Streptophyta; Magnoliopsida; Asterales; Asteraceae
Product: ubiquitin-like
Exons: 5
Coding region: 35-457 (140 amino acids)
Biological process (GO): protein ubiquitination; translation; modification-dependent protein catabolic process
Cellular component (GO): nucleus; ribosome; cytoplasm
Molecular function (GO): structural constituent of ribosome; ubiquitin protein ligase binding; protein tag activity
Source: RefSeq, a predicted model, not a curated record
UUAUCAGAUCGGAUUCAUCGGAAAGAAAAUCAAGAUGCAGAUAUUUGUGAAAACCUUGACUGGGAAGACGAUCACACUUGAGGUUGAGUCCAGUGACACCAUUGACAAUGUCAAGGCUAAGAUUCAAGACAAGGAAGGUAUUCCACCAGACCAGCAGCGUUUGAUCUUUGCCGGAAAGCAACUUGAGGAUGGCCGUACUCUUGCUGACUACAACAUCCAGAAAGAAUCGACACUUCACUUGGUGUUGAGGCUAAGAGGAGGAGGAAAGGGAGGACACUACCCUCGCAAUGUUGAUCCUAAUUUGUUGCAAUUGGCUCUAAAGUAUGUCCAACGUUUGUCAAUUUGCCGCAAGUGCUAUGCACGUCUCCACCCAAGGGCUGUGAACUGCAGGAAGAAAAAGUGUGGCCACAGCAAUGAAGUGAGGAAAAAGCAUAGUUUGGAGAGGAAGCAGUUCUGAUCACUGAAGAUGUAUGUUUGUUGUGCUUGUUGUAAGAGGAAUUGGUCUGCUUUAUCUUAAACCAUAUGCAUCAGUGUUUAGUCAUUUUCGCUCUUAAGUACCUAUGGAAGUAAACUUACUAGAUCUUUUGUUUAAUUCAAUAAGCACUAUUGGUAGGAUAUUUCUAUACUCUUGUACCAGCAUUGUAUUUGCUGAUACCCCUCUUCAAUCUAUGCUUAAUAUUUCUGUUUA